Messenger RNA from Tachyglossus aculeatus (Australian echidna), 1873 nucleotides. RefSeq names its product nuclear receptor subfamily 6 group A member 1 (gene NR6A1). Gene Ontology annotation, biological process: regulation of DNA-templated transcription. Lineage: Eukaryota; Metazoa; Chordata; Mammalia; Monotremata; Tachyglossidae. The record is from RefSeq and is a predicted model, not a curated record. Gene Ontology annotation, molecular function: zinc ion binding; sequence-specific DNA binding; DNA-binding transcription factor activity.
UUGGCCGGCCGGCCGGCCAUGGCGGAGCGCCCGGACCCGCGCGGGCCCUGAGCGCCGCCUCAUGGAGCGGGACGGCACCCCGCCCGGCGGAGGAGGAGGAGGAGGAGGAGGAGGAGGAGGCUCCUCCGACUCCCCCGACCCCACGACGGACGCGCGCAACGGAUUCUGUCAAGAUGAGUCAGCUGAGCAUGAUCCCUCCACGAUUUCUGUUCCAGAUGAUCGGGCUGAGCCGCGAACUUGCCUCAUCUGUGGAGACAGAGCUACAGGGCUACACUAUGGCAUCAUCUCCUGCGAGGGCUGCAAAGGAUUCUUCAAGCGGAGCAUCUGCAACAAACGGGUGUACCGCUGCAGCCGUGACAAAAACUGCGUCAUGUCUCGCAAGCAGCGGAACCGAUGUCAGUACUGCCGACUGCUCAAGUGCCUCCAGAUGGGGAUGAACCGGAAAGCAAUCAGGGAAGAUGGCAUGCCAGGGGGUAGGAAUAAAAGUAUUGGACCUGUCCAGAUAUCCGAAGAAGAGAUUGAAAGAAUUAUGUCUGGACAAGAAUUUGAGGAGGAGGCAAAUCACUGGAGCAACAACGGCGACAGUGACCACAGUUCUCCCGGAAAUGGGGUUUCUGAGAGCAACCAGCCAUCCCCCGUGUCCACCCUCUCUUCAAGGUCUGUGGAGCUGAACGGAUUCACGGCAUUCAGGGAGCAGUACAUCGGGACCCCAGUGCCCCCGCACUAUCAGUACAUACCGCACCUUUUUAGCUAUUCUACUCACUCCCCGCUGCUGCCCCCGCAAGCACGGAGCCUUGAUCCCCAGUCCCACAGCCUGAUUCAUCAGUUGGUGUCUGCCGAGGACCUGGAGCCCCUCGGCACGCCAAUGCUGAUUGAGGACGGGUACAAGGUGACUCAGGCCGAGCUGUUCGCGCUGCUCUGUCGCCUGGCCGACGAGCUGCUUUUCAGACAGAUCGCCUGGAUCAAGAAGCUGCCGUUCUUCUGUGAGCUCUCAAUCAAGGACUAUACAUGCCUGCUAAGCUCCACGUGGCAGGAGCUGAUCCUGCUGUCUUCGCUAACAGUUUACAGCAAGCACAUCUUCGGGGACCUGGCUGAUGUGACCUCCAAGUACUCUCCCUCUGACGAGGAACUGCACAGAUUUAGUGAGGAAGGGAUGGAGGUGAUGGAGCGACUGAUCUACCUUUAUCGUAAAUUUAACCAGUUAAAGGUCAGCAACGAGGAGUAUGCAUGUAUGAAAGCCAUUAACUUCCUAAACCAAGACAUUAGGGGCCUAGCUAAUGCCUCCCAACUGGAACAGUUGAACAAGCGGUAUUGGUACAUAUGCCAGGAUUUCACCGAGUACAAAUACCCGCAUCAGCCAAACCGUUUCCCUGAUCUAAUGAUGUGUUUGCCGGAAAUUCGCUACAUUGCAGGAAAGAUGGUGAAUGUGCCCCUGGAGCAGCUACCCCUGCUCUUCAAAGCUGUGCUGCAUUCCUGCAAGACCAGCGGGAGCAAGGAGUGAAGCAGAUGAGCCGAGCCGCCCCGGACCCCCGCGGGCCCCGCCCCCGGCCCGGACUCUGGGGUCGGAGGUGGACACCUGGCUCACCAGGAGAGUGCAAGGCAAAGAACAAGGCGGAGGCGGCAGAGCGCUGCCCGGAAAAGGCAGUAAUUGGAGCUGCUGUUUGUAGCAAGUCUUUUUUGUUUGUUUGUCCUUUUUUUUUUUAACUCAUUUUCUAUAUAUUUAUUUCACGACAGAGUUGAAUGUAUGACCUUCAACACGAUGCACAUGCUUCUGUGUGAAUGCAGCAGAUGCAUUUUCUUGCAGUUUACAGAAUGUGAAAAUGUUUAAUGUGACAGUGUUGCCAUUGUUUAGGGUUAGAUCUUCUUUUGUAUU